Cyclocybe aegerita is the source of this 1833-nucleotide messenger RNA. The record is from the annotation of a GenBank genome assembly. NCBI's taxonomy places the organism in Eukaryota, Fungi, Basidiomycota, Agaricomycetes, Agaricales, Hemipholiotaceae.
AUGCCCGUGAACACUGUCCACAUUGCGACCUUUAUCGCGGUCCACAUCUUUGGUAGAUAUUACUCCAGUGCCAGCCAUUCUACACUUAUUGUUAUGGCUCAACUUCAGACAUCCUGGAGGACCUUGUGCGAGCAGAAGAGGGCGACGCAGCGAGAGUCGAUCUCCAAAGAGUGGACCAUCCCUGUACCGUCACUUCGAGAGCAUCCCAACGUUCUCGACGUACCUAACUCUUGUGGGCUCUUGACGGAACGCGAGUUGGCUAUCACAGAGACAACCGACAUUGACGUCAUCCUCGAAAAGCUUCGGACAGCCGAGUGGUCCUCGUAUGAAGUGACGAAGGCGUUUUACAAGCGGGCGAUUGUGGCGCACCAGGUGACGAACUGUCUCACUGAGAUCUUCGUGGAUCGAGCGCUUGAGAGAGCGAAGCACCUCGAUGAUGUCUUGGCAAAGACAGGAAAGGUCGUAGGGCCUCUGCACGGGCUCCCUGUAUCACUCAAAGAUCAAUUUACGAUUAAGGGUCUGGAGACGACGAUGGGCUACGCUUCUGGAAUCGGCAAGUACGCUGAUAAGGAUUGUGUUAUUGUUGAGAUCCUGUACGCGUGUGGUGCGGUCCCGUUCGUCCGAACCAACGUUCCCCAGACUCUCAUGUGGGGCGAAACCUUUAACAACGUCUUCGGACGCACUCUGAAUCCAUACAACCGUUCCCUCACCCCCGGAGGCUCUUCAGGGGGCGAAGGUGCGCUAAUCGCGAUGAGAGGCAGCCCUCUCGGCGUUGGAACGGACAUUGGCGGAUCUGUACGAAUCCCAUCUGCCUUCUGUGGCCUAUACACCAUCCGACCAUCCUACGCCCGUCUGCCGUACUACGGCGUCGCCAACUCGCUACAAGGCCAGGAAUCCAUCUCCUCCGUCCUCGGGCCGAUGGCGAACUCCCUCUCGGGUGUGAAGACCUUCCUGACCUCUAUCAUUGGGCAGAAGCCCUGGAGGCUGGACCCGAUGGUCGUACCUAAACCAUGGAGUGAACAAGAGUGGGAUUUGAGCGAGCAUGGAGGUGUGGGCGGACAGCUUUGUUUUGCGGUUAUGUGGGAUAAUGGGGUGGUCAGGCCCCACUCGCCGUUGGUGAGGGCUAUGAAGAUGGUGAAGGAGGCACUGGAGAAGGCGGGGCAUAAGGUUAUCGACUGGGAGUGUCAUCGACACCUAGAGAUUUAUAAGAAUGCGGAAUUGAUCUUCGCGGCCGAUGGUAAUCACGACUACUUGUCAGAGUGUGCCAAAUCCGGAGAGCCGCUCAUCACCACCAUGGUUCCAUCUGAAGAAGAGGAAACGAGCGAAGGGUACGCAUACGAGCCUCCGUAUAUGCUUUGCAGGGAUUUGGCGGGGCACCCGCCGGUGCACCGGAACGCCUACGAAUUGUGGCAACUCCAUAACGAGAAACGCGAGCUGAGAAAGUCGCAUUUGGACCACUGGGAGAAGACGGUUGAGCGUACAGGAACAGGCCGGCCGGUGGAUGCGAUCAUCUCUCCUGCUGUCGCGUAUGCAGCGGUUCCUCAUGGAUUGAAUACAGACUCGUUCUAUACGACGCUUUGCAACGUGCUCGAUUACACAACUUCCGCGUUUCCCGUUACCCAUGUCGAUCCGGAACUGGACAGACCUCAUGAGCCACACGAGUUCUACAACGACGAAGACAAGUAUAUUUACAAACUUUACAACACCGACCUGUUCGCCGGGUGCCCUGUAGGCCUUCAGCUCAUUGGGAGGAUGUUGGAGGAGGAGGCGGUCUUAAGGAUGACCUAUAUCGUUGAUGAUGCGCUGAAGAAGUUGAAGGAAUCGUCGCAUUAA